CGUGAAUAUUCGGUGGGCAUCUAUGCUCUAGCUACUCCAUCUCCAUGCCAGCCACCACCAACCAGUCCACCUCCAAGCAAACCAAUCCUUUGACCAGAGUUAGCUUCCCCACGCCAAAAUAGAAGCUGCCAAUUUGAUUUCUCAGUCUCACUCAGGCCAUUGUCGUAUAUGAAUUAGCGUUGCAAGAAAAGGGUUUGGAGAUUACAGUGAAGGCUGAAGAGUUUGUGAUUGGAAGUUGAAGGAAAGGGAUGGCAUUGAAGUGGGUAUUUGUUCAUCUUCUUGUUGGUUUGGUUUUGAAUGUUUCAGAGCUCUGUAAUGGUGGAAUAACCAGUGGAUAUGUAAGGCCUGGUUUGGGUACUGAUAUGCCAUUGGACAGUGAUGUGUUUAGAAUACCUCCUGGUUACAAUGCGCCCCAGCAGGUUCAUAUAACACAAGGAGAUCAUGAGGGGAGGGGUUUGAUCGUCUCUUGGAUCACUCCAGAUGAACCGGGUUCAAACACUGUUGUCUACUGGGCAGAUAAUAGCAAGCUCAAGAACAGAGCUGAGGGCAUUGUUUUUAGAUAUAAGUUCUUCAAUUACACUUCUGGUUACAUUCAUCACUGUACUAUCAAGGAUUUGGAGUUUGAUACAAAAUAUUACUAUGAGGUUGGGACUGGGAACUCCACGAGGCAGUUUUGGUUCAUAACUCCACCUGGAGUUGGCCCGGAUUUUCCUUAUACUUUUGGUCUCAUAGGUGAUCUUGGCCAAACCUAUGAUUCAAACAGGACGCUAACUCACUAUGAGUUGAACCCGUCAAGAGGGCAGACUUUACUCUACGUUGGAGACCUCUCUUAUGCUGAUGAUUACCCGUUUCAUGACAACAACAGAUGGGAUACAUGGGGGAGAUUUAUAGAGAGAAAUGCUGCUCAUCAACCUUGGAUCUGGACUGCUGGGAAUCACGAAAUUGAUGUCGUUCCUGAUAUCGGUGAACCUAAACCCUUCAAACCAUAUACAAGUCGUUUUUUCACACCAUAUGACGCUUCUAAAAGUACAUCUCCUCUUUGGUACUCAAUUAAGCGAGCAUCAGCAUACAUCAUUGUCAUGUCCUCUUACUCAGCUUUUGGGAAAUACACUCCCCAAUGGAAGUGGUUCACAAAGGAGCUACCGAAAGUGAACAGGACCGAAACGCCUUGGCUCAUUGUUCUUAUGCAUUCCCCGCUGUAUAGUAGUUAUGUUCAUCAUUACAUGGAAGGGGAGACCAUGCGAGUGAUAUAUGAGCCAUGGCUUGUACAGUACAAAGUAGAUGUCGUAUUUGCCGGUCAUGUGCAUGCCUAUGAACGAUCGGAGCGCGUAUCUAACAUUGCAUACAACAUCGUGAACGGGUUGUGCACUCCCAUUGACGACCCUUCUGCCCCGGUCUACAUAACCAUAGGAGAUGGAGGAAAUCUAGAGGGACUGGUGAAAGAGAUGACACAGCCACAGCCGCGGUACUCAGCCUACCGGGAAGCCAGUUUUGGGCACGGGAUUUUUGACAUCAAGAACAGGACUCAUGCCUACUUCAGUUGGCAUCGCAACCAAGAUGGAUAUGCAGUCGAAGCCGACUCUAAAUGGUUCCAUAACAGGUACUGGAAGUCGCCGGAGGAGUCACCGGUGGCCACAUCAAGAUAAGGGAACCAUCUGUCUCUUCCUUCUUCAUCCUCUUGUGUGGAAGAAAUGAACCCAAACUCAUAUGCGUUGUGAGUGAUCAUAUGUAUGCAGAUAUCUUCCUGUAAUUGUACAAUGGUUCACCACUGGUGAUUUUCUUCUCCAUGAUUGUAAUAGAGCUUUUAGUUUGAGAUUUGUAAAAUA
Messenger RNA from Diospyros lotus (date-plum), 1826 nucleotides. RefSeq names its product purple acid phosphatase-like. The transcript has 8 exons. The record is from RefSeq and is a predicted model, not a curated record. Lineage: Eukaryota; Viridiplantae; Streptophyta; Magnoliopsida; Ericales; Ebenaceae. Gene Ontology annotation, molecular function: metal ion binding; acid phosphatase activity; protein binding. Bases 249 to 1646 code for a protein of 465 amino acids.